Messenger RNA from Zygotorulaspora mrakii, 1077 nucleotides. Its product is annotated as NAD(P)-dependent alcohol dehydrogenase. Gene Ontology annotation, molecular function: alcohol dehydrogenase (NADP+) activity; zinc ion binding. The coding region runs from base 1 to 1077 and encodes 358 amino acids. NCBI's taxonomy places the organism in Eukaryota, Fungi, Ascomycota, Saccharomycetes, Saccharomycetales, Saccharomycetaceae. The transcript has a single exon. Gene Ontology annotation, biological process: alcohol metabolic process. The record is from RefSeq and is a predicted model, not a curated record.
AUGUCUCAUAUCGAAAAGUUUCAUGGUAUUGGUAUUGUUGAUCCAACUGAUUGGAAGCACCCGAAAAGGGUAACGUUCGACCCAAAACCAUAUGGUGAUUAUGAUAUAGAUGUAGAAAUCGAGGCCUGUGGAGUCUGUGGCUCGGACAUCCAUUGUGCGUCGGGUGAUUGGGGUAAAGUACCAAAAAAUCUCGUAGUUGGGCAUGAGAUUAUUGGUCGUGUGGUAUCUUUAGGACCUAAAUGUCACACUGGACUGAAAAUUGGUGACAGGGUUGGGGUAGGAGCUCAAGUUUACUCCUGUUUGGAGUGUGACCGCUGUGAGAGUGGUAAUGAACCUUAUUGCCCAAAGUUUGUGACGACCUACAGCCAAGCUUAUGAGGAUGGUUACAUUUCCCAGGGUGGAUAUUCAGACCACAUUAGAGUGCACGAGCACUUUGUAAUUCCAAUUCCCAAGGAAAUUCCUAGUCAUCUUGCUGCCCCAUUGUUGUGUGGGGGUAUCACAGUCUUUUCUCCUUUGCUAAGAAAUGGAUGUGGUCCAGGAAAGAAAGUCGGUAUAGUUGGUAUUGGAGGAAUUGGUCACAUGGGUCUGAUUUUUGCUAAUGCAAUGGGUGCCGACGUAUAUGCUAUAUCACGUUCGUACGCGAAGAAAGAGGACGCUACAAAAAUGGGUGCUCACCAUUUCAUUGCAACAAAAGAAGAACCGGAUUGGGGUACCAAAUAUUUUGAUACAUUUGACUUAAUUGUUGUUUGCUCAAGCUCUCUAACGGAGGUCGAUUUUGAUAUCAUGCCAAAGGUCAUGAAGGUAGGCGGUCAUAUUGUGUCGAUUGCAGCACCAAGUCUGAGUGAGAAGCUGACUUUGAAACCAUUAGGUUUGAUGGGUGUUAGCAUUUCAAACAGUGCUUUAGGCUCUCCAGCAGAGCUGAAAAUCUUAUUAGAUAUGGUCGCUAAUGAAAAUUUGAAAAUAUGGGUGGAAACCUUAAAAAUCGGAGAAUCUGGGGUACAUGAAGCUUUUGAAAGAAUGGAGAAGGGGGAUGUGAAGUACAGAUUCACUUUUAUUGACUAUGACAAGGAAUUCUGA